Molecule: messenger RNA, 805 nt
Organism: Ceratina calcarata
Lineage: Eukaryota; Metazoa; Arthropoda; Insecta; Hymenoptera; Apidae
Product: transmembrane protein 199
Exons: 2
Coding region: 44-721 (225 amino acids)
Biological process (GO): vacuolar proton-transporting V-type ATPase complex assembly
Cellular component (GO): endomembrane system
Source: RefSeq, a predicted model, not a curated record
AUUUCGCUAGCAAUAAGAAAUUUAUAUUUAGAAAAAUUUAAGAAUGCCGAUUGAAUCGAUCGAGGAUCCUGCCAUUAAAAUCAAACCCAACGAGAAAUUGAUAGAAUUCGUCUGCAAAAAUGUGAAGAAAACUAAUAACGCCCCGCCUGCUAUAAUGGCAUUAAAGAAAUUCUCGAAGGAUAAGCAAAAAGAAAUGCUAUUGAAACUAGACGAUAUUAAAUGGUUAAACAAGUACUUAGAAGAAUACAGAGCUACCAGUACGCAAAAUAUUUAUUUACACGAGCUGUUAAAGGAAGACGAUAUCAAUCUACCGACUCCGAAAAUUACUCCGAGAAAUCCGGAAUUGGAAGCCAGGACUCAAAAAUUGAAAGCGCAACAAGACGCCCUCAGAUACAGAGCUAUGACCAAAAAUGUAGAUACUAACGUAAUGAGGCUACCGGAAGAUAGUAUUUCUUAUCAAAUGAAACAGAUAAAUAGGCAGCUGAUAGCUGUCGCCCAGUUCGUAUUUUCCGUGCUGGCCGGAUUCGCUUUCGGGUUUGUGGGCGUCGAAUUAAUAGUGGGACACUUGGACUUUGGAUUUAGAUUAUUAUUAGGCAUCAUUUGCGCGCUGAUUAUAGCUUUAGCUGAAAUUUAUUUCUUAGCAAUUAAAUUAAACGAAGACGUAUACGAUACAAUUACAACCCCGUCUGCACCAACGUCGAAGAAAUUGCAUCAAGAGUGAAAUCAUUAUGAUAACGUGAUAAAGUGUAACACAGUAAAAUCGAAUAAUUUGUAAUAUAAAUAUAAACUGUCGAAUUUAUUUCAA